AACAUAAAUUGCUUACUUGGAAAUGUUAAUUAAGAUACGUCACAUUAUGAUAAUCGACGACAGAUGCUCCACAGCUUCUAAUUAAAGUAACCCAUUGUUAGUCGUAUCUGUGCUACUGGACAGAUAAUUCUUCUUCAGACAUAGUAUCAGAGUAGAAACAAAUCUUAAGUUCUCGAUUGUUACGAGUGUAAAAUGAUUUUGCUACAUAAUAAAAAUAUCCGAGUAUUGAUAUUUGUCGCGAAUAUCGUCUCGGUGGAUUCUAACGAGCUUUUCUUAUCGUAUAACGCUUCCCCCAGAACCGUUUCGAAGUGUCCCUUACCCGUAACGGUCUUGGAUUUCAUUCGCAAUUCCAGUCAGCCCGAUUUAGAGAUUAAAUGGCCCUGCGAGGUGCGCUCGUACUGGCUGUCGUUGCAGCCGUUUGUCAGAUCCGUCCGCUUCUUGCUCCGCUACGUAACACCAUUCGUUAUAAUAAUCGGUGUAUUGCUAAAUACUGUAUCUUUUAGUAUGUUGAGCGCACCUGUGCUAUGUGACUCGAAUUUGUCACUUUAUCUAAGCGCGCUCGCUAUAUCGGACAAUGGAGCGUUAAUAUUCAAUUACGCCGUCAGCGUCGCCAAAUCGCACUCCACAUCCGUUAACGAUCUUUUCAUGAACAGCAGAUUCUUAUGCGGCGCGAAUUCUGUCAGCAUGGAACUUUUCCAGUUCACGUCGACCUGGCUGGUUGUCGCUCUCACCUGGACGCGCGUCAUCGCCGUGGUGUUCCCAUUCGGAGCUCGCGGUUGCCAGAAUUGUUCCGCGGUUACAACCAUCACCAGCCUGGUCUGCAUAAGCUUCGUGAUAUCCUUGACAAAGCUGUACUCCGGUGGAUAUGAGACUGAUAGUGUGUUUGAGUUUGUACCAUGCCAGAAGAUAAAACCAUGGGGUAGCGCCAUGUAUCUUUAUAUCGCCUUGUCCACGUGGCUGCCUUUGCUCUUUAUAUCAAUUGGCAACCUGCUGCUGAUUAUUCGCAUGAGAAAGUCUUACAAGAUUCACAAUGAGCUAACUCACAAUUUUAGAUACAGAAGCAGCAGAACGCACAAUUCGAGCAGAACGUUGCUCGCGGUAGCGAUAGUUCACUUAAUCUUGCUACUGCCACUGGGAAUUGUCGAAACGUUGGAACUUUAUUGGGAUGUGAUUUUAAUUAAAUAUCCUGCCAAAAAUGCGGGAGAAAACGAGCGAUAUAUACACUGGUUGCAAGAGAAGAUGUUACUCAAGUGGUGCCGUGGCUUGUUCUUUCACAUAUACCACUGGAAUUUUGCAAUAAAUUUCUUUCUGUAUUACCUUACAGGAAAGAAAUUCAGAAGUGUCGUAACGCAAACGCUGAAAAGCUAUACGGACACGUACUUGCCCUGUCACAAAAAUGUUUUGAGAUGCAAUACGUGGAGUAACUGUCACAAACAUUUACGAUCGUCCAGCGUAUUGCUGAUGAGGGCUGUUAUGCGAAGCAAACAAUUCAAUGACAUGGCAAGAGGUAGCGCCAGCGAAAGAAGCAGUAACGUUACCUAAUUAACGAUAAAGCGAAAUGAAUUAGAAAGGAAACUCUCUUUGAUGAGGAGCGUUGCGUUACAGCUCGUAUAAUAAAAUAUAAAACGCGUACUCAUCGUUUUAUGGCAGAAAAGAUAUACUCAAAAUGAUAAAUAGUGAUCAUUUUUCGAAUUAUUUUAUAUACAUCGUACAUCCCUCUUUACUCGCUUCCGGGAGCUUUCACAAGAGGAGAAAUUACACAUAAAGAGAAAUAUUAUUUGUUCUCUUCUAGUUUAUUUUGUAUACACAUGAAAUGUUUACAUGUUUAAACAUUGCAAAAUAUCACAUUGCGUAUUAGGCGUCUCCUGCACAACAGCGUAGUUCUUAAAUAGCGAUUUAAUUAUAUGUAAAGACAAUUCGUUACUACAUUUUGAAUCUUUCAAUUUCUUGCCGCAUUAUUCGCCUAUCAUUUCUAAUCUCUUAUGAACUAACAUUCUGGUCCCGAUCGAGACCUUCCAUGCGAACUGAAUGUUAAUACUGUACUAACGAGAAUUUCAAGCACAAUCUGAGACACACAAUUGGACCUUGUAUCUUUUUUUGAAAUUGAUAUGAAAUAAUUUAGAACGACAUACAAAGUUCAUCGUUGAUUUUCAUUUUCCUAAGAUUUAGCUAGUGACUCAUUAAAUAUCACGAAAUAUUCGAAUAUAAUUCAAUUCGCAAUUCGCGCAAGCUAAAUUAAAAUCUUGUCAAACAUAAUUACAUAACGUAUAUCAAUAUAAUUAAGUAUACACAUAUACAUACAUAAUUGUUCAUUAAUGAUAGCUCAAAUGAACAGUUUAUAUAAACUAUACGCUUAACACUCCCCCCCCUCCCAUCCCUACCUCCUCCAAUUAUGCAUUCACAUAAUACACAUUUACAAUUGUACCACACUGGUAACUUUUACUGAAAUAAAUUCUAAAUUAGACGAAAAAUACGCGUAUAUAUAAUACAGAGACACAGACAUCCAACAUAUUUAUUUAUAUGCUGAGCUAUCCAUCUUUAAAUUAAUUUAUUCUAAAAGGAAAUCAAUUUAUACAUAUAGAGGACAUAAAUAGGGCUAUAUCGCAUAAUUUUCUAGCUGUGUAAUAUAAUGUGCUUUUCUCUCAAACACAAUAUAUACAACGAAAAAAAUUAUAACUCUACAUUUUCACGCUAGAUCUGGUUAAAAAAUUCCGAGAAAAUAAUAUCUAAAGCAAUGAAAUUAUCUAAC
Molecule: messenger RNA, 2749 nt
Organism: Pogonomyrmex barbatus (red harvester ant)
Lineage: Eukaryota; Metazoa; Arthropoda; Insecta; Hymenoptera; Formicidae
Cellular component (GO): membrane
Source: RefSeq, a predicted model, not a curated record